Molecule: messenger RNA, 1098 nt
Organism: Aspergillus ruber CBS 135680
Lineage: Eukaryota; Fungi; Ascomycota; Eurotiomycetes; Eurotiales; Aspergillaceae
Product: wax synthase family protein
Exons: 1
Coding region: 1-1098 (365 amino acids)
Biological process (GO): lipid metabolic process
Source: RefSeq, a predicted model, not a curated record
AUGUUACUUCCAGUAUUCUCGUUUCUAAUAUCCGUGUUUUUCGUGUCUAUCGCUCUCCACCACACAACCCGCCUCUGGUCGCUCCCAUUCAUCCUUCUCCCAUCUUACAUUUCUCUAAUAACCUCCAACCAACUUGAGGACAUUGCAGACCUCUGGGCCAUUGGUCUCGCUGUGUAUUUCAUUCAUGUCACAUCGCUGCUGUAUUUCGAGCAAUGGGUUGUUCCGCGCCCGUCGCCGGACAAGCGAUAUGAUUUUGCCGCAGCAUACAAGCUCUGGAGCAAUCCCCAGUUUCUAAAAACAGCACGACAGGUACCCGGUGCGCAUACAGUCGAUCGUGAUUAUGACCCUCCACAGAGUCGGGUCCGUUUCACCAUCGUGCGCGUGGCACGUAUCACACUGCACCUGUCGCUUAUGCACCUAUGGACAACAUACAUAUUCCCAGGCCCGUUCCUGCCCCUGACGGCCGACGACUUCUCCCCGAUUAAGGAAAUUUACUUUCGCCGGUUACUGUCAGGUACCAUAACCUACCGAGAGACGGCAAUCCGCUCCCUCAGCGCAAUCGACUGGAUUUGGACUGCCUACCUCACCCUGGACUGCUCCCACGACGCCCUCGGCAUAUUCUUCACCGUUAUCCUCCGCCUCGACAACACCACUGACUGGCAAACCCCCCUUUUCGGCUCCCCGGGCAAGGCAUACACUCUUCGCGGCUUCUGGGGCCGUUUCUGGCACCGCCUCGUUUACCGGGCGUAUACGAACUACGGGCGAUGCGUGGGGCAACGGGUUUUGCGGCUGCGGCCGGGUAGCGUGGCGGAGCGGUGGUGGUGCGUGUUUGUGGUUUUUGCGAUCAGCGGGUGUUCGCACGCGGUUGUAAUGCGGUGGGUUUGGGGGAGUGGUGGGUGGAGGGAGGUAUGGUUUUUCGGUGUGAAUUUCGUCGGGGGUGCGGUUGAGAGUGUUGUUGUGAAGUGGACCAAGGGGAGGGUGUCGUUCAGGGGAUGGGGAUGCAGGAUCCUUGGGUUCUUGUGGGUCUUUGGGUUCUUUUUCUGGAGUGUACCGAAGCGGGAGUAUCCGAAUAUCCACGCGUUGCUUUCUACAAUAUGA